Messenger RNA from Adineta steineri, 1488 nucleotides. The record is from the annotation of a GenBank genome assembly. NCBI's taxonomy places the organism in Eukaryota, Metazoa, Rotifera, Eurotatoria, Adinetida, Adinetidae.
AUGCGUGAAUCUCCGCAAUUUUGGCGAUUAACAUCCUAUUAUGAUUGUACUGGUCGUGGUCGUCCAAAAGGAUUUUGUGUAGAAAUUUCACCACCAUCACCACAUAUUCCUUCUUCCGAACUAAUUUCAAAUGAAGUAUCAAAAAAUAAUCAUUCAUUUGAAUUAUAUCCUGAACUUAUACCACCAUCUGUUCCUCUCUCAAGUGAUGAUUAUGAAGAAGAAAUAGAGAAGAAAAUUGAUAACGAACAAAUUCUUACUUCUAAGAUUAUAAUUGAAAAUAAAAAAGAUACAAAAAAAAUUCAUAAAAAAAAUAAAUAUCAAGAUUUACCAAUUGUUUGUCCAUCUAUUGAAUUACCUGUGAAACGUGAUGAAAAUAAAAAAAUAUCAAUUACUCUUUUACCAUGUUUACAAUUUCCUCAAUCAUAUAGUUCACCAAGUGAAAUUACUAUUGAAUUUUGGCGACGAUACCAUACAAUGCGUGUAUCAUUUUCUCAAAAAGAAGUUGGAUAUUUUUCAACCGCUGAUCGUGCUGAUCGAACACGAUGUCGAGAAGAUUAUCGAUAUUUAAAAAAAUUAAUUUAUCCAUUGGAACAAAAAAAAGUUCAAUUUGAUCUUAAUAUUGGUGCUGAAUAUCUUGAUGCAAAAGAACCACCAGCUUCACUUGAUUCAAUCAUGUGGUGGAUUAUUCAACAUAAAAAAGAAUUAUUUAUUGAUAAAAAAUUUACUUUUGAUUUUCUAUGUUGGCGUGGAACAUUACGUAAAAUAAUGUCAUCUUUAUUUGAUACAGUUCUUGAUUGGCGUAUCGGAAUUAUUCGAUGGCAUGGUUGUCAUUUUAUGGUAGUUUUUCAUACUGAAACAGAAGUAAACAUUGAGAAUGAACAAACUCCCAUUGAAAAACGUAUGCAAUAUUGGGGACAUAAAUUCGAAGAUUAUAUUACAACCGAUACACCACCAUUAUUUCCAUCACCAAAAAAAUUUUUCUCAACAAUGAAUAAAGCUACACUUGGUCGUCAUAGAUUACUAUAUAGUUGUGAAAUAGAUGCUUGUACAUUAAAUUCAACAUAUAAUGAAGAAAAAAAACAAGGCACUUAUGUUGAAGUCAAAGUUACUUAUGCGAAACAUUUACUUGAUUUAAAUACUGUUUCGUCUCGAAAAUAUUCAAAAUGGUGGCAACAAUGUUAUUUAGCUGGUAUUAAUCAUAUGUUACUUGGUUUUCGAAAUAAUUAUGGUGUUGUAGAAUAUUUACAACCACUUUGUACAAAAGAUAUUGAAAUUCGAGCAAAAACUUGGAGUGCUAGUGCAUUUUUAUCAUUUCUUGAUGAAUUUUGUUCAUUUGUUCAACGAACAAUUACAAAAGAUUGGUCAUAUAAAGAUAGAGAUGUUUAUCUAUUCUAUUAUUCUCCAAAGGAGAAAAAAAUAAAAUGGCGUUUAUCAAACGAACAACAAUAUCAGUUUUUGCCGGAUUGGUUUAUCAACGAAUUCUCUUGA